Molecule: messenger RNA, 3012 nt
Organism: Phodopus roborovskii (desert hamster)
Lineage: Eukaryota; Metazoa; Chordata; Mammalia; Rodentia; Cricetidae
Gene: Utp25
Product: UTP25 small subunit processome component
Exons: 12
Coding region: 66-2333 (755 amino acids)
Biological process (GO): maturation of SSU-rRNA from tricistronic rRNA transcript (SSU-rRNA, 5.8S rRNA, LSU-rRNA)
Cellular component (GO): small-subunit processome; nucleolus
Molecular function (GO): U3 snoRNA binding; rRNA binding
Source: RefSeq, a predicted model, not a curated record
GUGCGACAGCUGCGCGGUGGGAGCGCUGGUGUUUCUGCUGUGUCGGGCUUGACGUUCCCGCCGCUAUGGGCAAACGCCGGAGCCGCGGCCGGAGCCAGCUGCUCAGCACAAUGACCAAGAAGCAGAAGAAGCACCUCCGCGACUUCGGCGAGGAGCAUCCCUUCUACGACAGGGUUUCCAAAAAGGAGGCAAAGCCACAGAUUUGUCAGUUGUCAGAGAGUUCAGAUACUUCACAUUCUGAAAAUGAAUCUGAGAGUGAACAAGAGCACAUUUCAGGGUACCACAGGCUGCUUGCUACAUUAAAGAAUGUUUCCGAAGAGGAAGAGGAGGAAGAGGAUGAUGAUGAUGAGGAUGAUAGUGCUGUAGGUGAUGAAGAAAUGAAUGAUGAAGAUGAUGAAGAAGAUGGCGGCAGGAAAGAGAAAACAGCAGAGACAGCUGAGACACAGGAACGUAUGUCCCUAGCUGAUGGCCCUGAAGACAAAGAUGGGAAAGAACCACCUGAUAUGUCACAGAAAUCUGCAGAGGAGUUCACAGAUGUGAAACACGAGUCACUGUUCAGCCUGGAAACCAAUUUUCUGGAAGAGGACAGUGGAGCCAACAGCUCUUCCCAAAGAGCAUCCCAAGAUCCGUUUCAACAACAUGUCAACAGAGAACUGAAAGACAAGGAGAUUCAAGCUGCUGCUUCAAGCUCGCCAACUACCCAGCAGCUGGAAUGGCCUGUCCUUGGACAGCUUGUCUUUUCAUCAAAGUUCCAGAAGAUGGAAACAUUUAAACCUCCAAAGGAUAUUGACAUAAAGUCACUUCAUCUUCAGAAGCCUCUAGAAUCUACCUGGAAAAAGACCAAUAGCCAAUUUCUAUCUGGUCCUCAAAAAUCAAAUAGCCCCUUUACCCCACUCCAGAAAGAGCUGUUCUUAAUUAUGAAUUCUUACCGGGACCUGUUCUACCCAGAGAGAACUGCCCUGAAGAAUGGAGAAGAGGUCCGCCAUGUGUACUGCCUGCAUGCCAUAAACCAUGUCCUCAAAGCGAAUGCCCAAGUGCUGGCUAACAACAGUAGGCGUCGGAGUCAGAAACUUGGGGUGGGUGAGGACGAUGAUUUCAGGGACCAAGGGCUAACCAGGCCUAAGGUGCUUAUAGUGGUGCCUUUCCGGGAAGCUGCCCUUCGGGUGGUUCAGCUCUUCAUCAGCCUCCUAGAGGGGGACAGCAAGAAAAAAAUCAUUGUAAGCAACAAAAAGAGGUUUCAGGGGGAGUAUGGCUCCGAUCCGGAGGAGAGACCACCCAACCUGAAGAGGCCCGAGGAUUAUGAAGCUGUGUUUGUGGGCAACAUUGAUGACCACUUCAGGAUUGGAGUGGCAAUACUUCAGAGGAGCAUUCGUCUCUACGCCCCCUUUUACUCCUCCGACAUCCUUAUCGCCUCCCCGCUGGGCUUGAGAACCAUUAUUGGUGGAGAAGGAGAGAAGAAGAGAGAUUUUGACUUUCUGUCUUCUGUUGAGCUUCUCAUCAUCGACCAGGCUGACAUUUACCUGAUGCAGAACUGGGAACAUGUCUUGCAUUUGAUGAAUCACAUGAACCUGCUGCCUUUGGACUCACAUGGGGUGGACUUCUCUCGAGUACGAAUGUGGAGCCUCAAUAACUGGUCCAAGUACUACCGCCAGACCCUGCUCUUUGGUGCCCUGCAGGAUGCCCAGAUCAACUCUGUGUUCAGCAAGCACUGUGUCAAUGCCCAAGGCCAGGUGGCAGUGAGGAAUGUCCCAAAAACAGGCUCCAUUAGUCACGUGCUGGUGCAGCUCCCACAUGUCUUCCAGAGGAUGGAAGCCCAAGAUCUUGCUUCAAUGAUUGAUGCCAGGUUUCACUUUUUCAUAAACAAGAUUUUGCCUCAGUACCGGGAUGCUGUCAUGUCCCACACACUCAUCUAUGUCCCCUCCUACUUUGACUUUGUGCGUCUCCGAAAUUACUUCAAGAAGGAAGAGCUGAACUUCACACACAUCUGCGAGUAUACACAGAAGUCUGGGGUCUCCAGGGCUCGUCACUUCUUCCUCCAAGGAGAGAAGCAGUUUUUGCUCCUCACGGAACGCUUCCAUUUCUACAAAAGGUACACAAUAAAAGGCAUCAGGAACCUGAUAUUCUACGAACUGCCAACCUAUCCUCACUUCUACAGUGAGGUCUGUAAUAUGCUGAGAGCCACAAGUAGAGGAGAGGAGGCCACUUGGACCUGCACUGUGCUCUAUUCCAAGUACGAUGCCCAGAGGCUGGCUGCUGUGGUUGGUGUCGAGCGGGCAGCACAGAUGCUGCAGUCUCCAAAGAACGUUCACCUCUUCAUCACCGGAGAGAAAUGAGUGGAGCAGGACAGACUACAUAGGUCAGUGGGCCAUGUAGACCGGAUUCUCAUCACUUCCCCAGGAGCAAGCUCUGGACAGACUGCAGCCUUGUGUCCCUGGAAAGUGCAUUGUAACUAGUGUCAGUGACCACAGCUGCCAGAGCCAAUAGCAAUCUGCAAGGACUGUCAUAUUCAGAAAUGAAGCUUGUGCUUGUCAAACUUGUAAACUGUAAGUGUUCCAAUUACAGUUUUUAACUUUUUACAUGGGGAAUAUUUUCUGGCUUGCCUAUCCAUUUUCUGGUGUUAUUUGUGAGGUUUGCUGAGAGAGAGUUGGAGACAUCUUGCUGCUGUGUUGUGUCUUGGCACAUAUCUUGUGGAACUUUGCUUUUGCAGCCAAACUAAAAAAAAAAAAAAAAAAAAAAAUAUAUAUAUAUAUAUAUACAUAUAUAUAUACACUCUAACCUAGAAGAGUACAUUCAUUCACUGAUCUUUUUAAAUUCAUUAUGGUGUUUUAAUGGCUAACACAUUUACAGUUAAGUUAUAUAAAGCAACAUUAUUUUGUACAAUUCAAGCAACACCGUGGUGGAUCCCUGUCCUGGGCACCACUGUCUCUUUUGCUUAGCUGGUCUUUGAGUCAUGUAGCAGGAGAAAGUGAAAAGGAAAUCAUGCUUUGAAACAUUAAACACCAUUAUUUUAAA